GGCACGCACCAGGCAAGCUACAGCGCCUGAUCGUUUAAGUAUAAUCGUCCAAAAGCAUGUGGAUCGCGAGAGAUGAACGCGUUAAGCCGCAACAAUAAGCGCGCACCCAAGUAUUUGCUUACGUAGAGUACACACACAUAUAUACACCAGGCAGCGUGUCUGCGAAUGCCAGUUGGAAACACAACAGCGUCCGGUUCAGACUGUUAACACUACUGUGACUGUCGUUAAGAGGUGUUGUUAAACAGAAGAGGAAGCGACAGACGUCCAUACGUCGUGUUUACACCUGGAUUUUACGUUUGCCAUUAAGGAAUAAUCACAUUUAAGCUCACGGAAUUCGUAUCACCUUUAACAUCACACGGCUGUCGUUUGCACAGUUUAUCUGCGGCUAUGGAGAGCAGAAGCGGAGUGUGGAUUUUUGCCGUGAUUUUUUCUUACCUGGUCAUCCUGCCUGUUAGGGUGGAAGGGUGUCCACCAGAAUGUCUUUGCCGAGGAGAUACGGCGGAUUGCAGUUUCAAGAAGUUUAAAUCAGUCCCAAGAAACAUCCCGUCUUCCGUGCAGAAGCUCGAUUUGGAGGGCAACAAUAUCACUGUUAUCCGUCGAAAUGACUUGAAAGGAUUAACCAACCUGAAAUACAUGUAUUUGUUGGACAACCAAAUUUCUACCAUAGAAAAGGGAGCAUUUGACGACUUGGUGUAUCUGGAGAGAUUACGACUGAAUCGUAAUAAGUUAACCAGUCUGCCAGAUCGUCUAUUUGAGAAGACGCGGGGAUUAUAUCGACUAGACCUAAGUGACAACAAAAUCCAAGUUAUUGGAGAUCAGACAUUUAUUGGACUGGAUGUCAUGAAAAAUCUGCAACUUGAUAACAACCAAAUUACCUGCAUUGCUGACAAUGCAUUCAAGGAUAUGACGGCUGUCGAGAUUUUUACUUUAAAUAAGAACAACUUGACGACCCUGCCUAGAGAUUUAUUCGUGAAAAUGAAGAAAUUGAGAGUUGGACGACUUGCUGAUAAUUUCUUGGUAUGUGAUUGUCACUUGGCAUGGUUGGCCAACUGGCUGCGAUGGAAUCCCAGGCUGGCAUUGUUCACAAGGUGUCAUUCUCCACAGCACUUGAAGAACAAAGAGAUCGAUGAACUUCAGGCUUCAGAUUUCAAAUGCAAUGGGAUGGAGAUUUCCUUGACCAGAACGUGCCAGCUACCCGAGGACUCUGUGUGCCCAGACCAAUGUGUCUGCACAGAAAGUAUUGUGGACUGCAGAAAUAAAGGGCUGAAGCAGAUCCCAAAUAAUAUCCCAGAACAUGUCACAGAACUGCGACUUGAACACAACCACAUUACUGGAAUUCCAUCAAGAGCAUUUGUGGAUUUUAAGAAGUUGAGAAGGAUUGACCUUAGUAAUAACCAAAUAUCUCAAUUGGCUGAGGAUGCGUUCACUGGGCUUAAGUCACUCAACUCGCUGGUUCUGUAUGGAAACAAGAUAAGUGACCUCCCGCCUGGAGUGUUCAAAGGAUUAACAUCCCUCCAACUUCUUCUAUUGAAUGCUAACAAGAUCUCCUGCGUGAGAGUGGACACAUUCAAAGAUUUGCAUCAGCUGAACUUGUUGUCUCUGUAUGAUAACAAAAUCCAAUCUCUGGCCAAUGGCACCUUCACCCCACUCACCAACAUCCAGACUCUUCAUCUGGCUAGGAACCCUUUCAUUUGUGACUGCAACCUACGCUGGCUGUCUAGUUAUCUCCACACUCACCCCAUUGAGACCAGUGGAGCCAGAUGCGAGACACCAGAGAGGAUGCAGAGGAAGAAGAUUGGUUCCAUCAGACAGUCAAAGUUUAGGUGCAGAGGAGGUGAGGAGUAUCGCACCAAGAAUGCAGGAACGUGUAUGGUAGACAAAGCAUGUCCCACAGACUGUGAGUGUGAUGGUGCCACUGUAGAUUGCUCAGGCAGGAUGCUUACUGCAAUACCAGAGAACUUGCCCCUCUACACAGUAGAACUGAUUCUUAGCAGCAAUGAUAUCACAAGAAUCCAAGCAAAUGACUGGUUGAAGAAUUUGCCAAAUUUACAGAAAAUUGAUUUGCGAGGUAACAAGAUUGACAACAUAGAAGAUGGUGCAUUUGAAGGAGGUGAUAGAGUUGAAGAAUUGCACAUGACUGAAAACAGACUGACCCAUCUGAAUGCAAGAAUGUUCUCUGGACUUCCAGCUUUGAAAACCUUGAUGCUGAGGUCCAACAGAAUUACAUGUAUAAACAAUCAGACUUUUGUUAACAUGCCAGAAUUGCAUAUGUUGUCAUUAUAUGAAAACCACAUCCGAUGUAUUCAGCCAGGAUCCUUUGACAAAAUGCCUAAUAUUCAGACCCUGAAUCUUCUUGCCAACCCAUUUGUGUGUAAUUGUCAUCUUGGCUGGUUGUCUAAGUGGUUGAAGGAACACACCCUGGCAACCGGAAACCCAAGGUGUGCCACUCCUCCAGACUUCAAGGACUUCCCCAUACAAGCUCUCAGGCCUCAGGAUUUCAAGUGUGAAGAACAUAAUGAAUAUAGUUGUCAACCUGGUCCUUCUGUUUGUUGUCCUACUGGUGCUUUAGAACUGCAAAAUGAAGGUAACUGUGACCCGACCUCCCAUUGCCCAGCCAAAUGCAAAUGUCAAGGCACAAUUGUAAGAUGCAGUAGACAAGGCUUAUCUGAGCUUCCUAGAGAUAUACCACUUGAUACUACAGAACUGUACCUCGAUGAUAAUAAUAUCCGGUCUAUACCUUAUUACAUCCGCUCUCUUAAGAGGCUUGUUAGAGUUGACCUAAGCUAUAAUGAAUUGCUGACACUCCCAGACACGGCAUUUUCAAAUUUAACAGAGUUGUCAACACUGAUUCUAAGUUACAAUAAGUUAAAAUGUAUCCAAAGCACCAGUUUUGCAGGACUGAAGAAACUGAGGAUAUUGACUCUUCAUGGAAAUGAUUUGUCAACAAUUCCCUUUGGAUCUUUUGAUGAUUUGAAAGCUCUGUCCCAAAUAGCUAUUGGUGGCAACCCUCUGUACUGUGACUGUCAUCUGAAAUGGUUUAGUGACUGGAUCAAAAAGGAAUACAUAGAACCAGGUAUUGCUUCCUGUGCUGGUCCUAACAGAAUGAAGAACAAACUGGUCUUGACAUCUCAGCCAAGAGAUUUUGAGUGUUUAGAAAAUCCUGACCCCCAUGUGCUUUCUAAGUGCAACAUUUGUUACACAUACCCUUGCAAAAAUGGAGCACAGUGUGAGUUAAGAGGAUUUAAUGACUACAAGUGCACAUGUCCUCAAGGUUUCCAUGGCAAGAACUGUGAACAGGAGAUAGAUGCCUGCUUUGGAAAUCCGUGUGCCAAUGGAGGCAGUUGUAAGGUCUUGGACAAGUAUGGCAGGUUUAGCUGUCAGUGUGCACGUGGAUUUGAAGGAGACCGCUGUGAGACUAAUAUCAACGACUGUGUGGUGAACGACUGUACAAACAACUCAACAUGUGUAGAUAUGGUUGAAGAGUACAAGUGCUUCUGUCCCCUGGGUUAUUCCGGUCGUUACUGUGAGAAGAAAAUAAAUUUUUGUGAUGAUUACAAUCCCUGUCAGAAUGGUGCCAUGUGUAAAGAUCUUGAGGUAGACUACAGGUGUAUUUGUCCACUGGGUUACUCUGGUAAAAACUGCUCUGAGAACAUCAAUGACUGUCCUUCCAAUAUCUGUCAAAAUGGUGCCACAUGUGUCGAUGGCCUGAACAGUUAUUCCUGCAUGUGUCGCGCUGGGUAUACUGGAACAUUUUGUGAGCUACCGCCAUUAGAACAGAACGUGUAUCCACAGAGCAGCGCCUGCCUGAAUCAUGACUGUAAGAACAAUGGCAUUUGCUUUCAACCUCCUGGCUCCAAGGAGUACGAGUGCAAGUGUGCUUCAGGUUUUGAUGGCAAGAAAUGUGAAAAGUUAACCAGCAUCAGCUUCAAACAGAAGGACUCGUAUAUCCAAUUCCCAGCUCUGGUUACAAAGCCCAUGGCAAACAUUACAAUCGUCUUUGCAACAAGAGGCAUGAGCGGCGUUCUACUCUACCACGGGUUAGACCAGCAUGUUGCUGUGGAGAUCUUCAGGGGUCGUCUGCGAACCAGCUUCGACAUAGGCAACUACCCAGUGUCCACAAUGUACAGUUAUGAGACCAUUAAUGAUGGAGACUUCCACACAGUGGAGAUGUUGAUCAUUAAUAAGAACUUCACCAUGAGAAUUGACCAUGGUCAAUCCAGGUUUAUUUUGAAUGAUGGGGAUAAAAACAAGUUCACAUUAGACGAGCCCCUCUAUUUGGGAGGGCUGCCACCAGAGGUCAACAGCAGAGCAUUCAAGAAAUGGCACAUCAGGAAUGGGUCUAGUUUUGAAGGUUGCUACAGGAAAGUUUACAUCAAUGGCCGCCUCAUCGACUUUGUAACUACCAAAGAUUUGGUCCAGAACAAAGUGACCCCAGGGUGCCCGGCACAUGACAAUCCAGACCCUUGUGUGCCUAACAUGUGCAAGCAUGGCAAGUGUCAACCCUUGAAGGGGAUGAGCUUUAAGUGUAACUGCCAUAAAGGAUGGUCUGGGACUUUAUGUGAUGAAGAAACAAAAUGCAAAGCAGUGAAACAGGUCUCCGAGUACACGAAUCCAGUCACGGGCUGUAAGUCACGCAAGAAAAUCAAGCAAAAGUUUUGCACGGGGGCGUGUGGGAAUAGCUGCUGCACUCCAGUCAAAAUCAAGAACCGCAAAAUCCGUGUGUUCUGUAAAGAUGGCAGCUCACACGUUGAGCACAUACAGGUGGUAAGGAGGUGUGGAUGUAAGACUUGUGCAGAGAGGCCUGCAGUCUGACAUUGACUGUAACAUGGAAUGGCAAGUUCAGUUUUCAGUCUCUGUGGUUUUUUAUGUAUGUACAUAUCAAAUUGUGUGUGGUGUGUAUUAAAGAAGGAAAGAGAUGAGUUUCACUGUUCAGUGUAAAUAGUACAGCUGGUGGCAACAGUUUGCUACUGCCAGUUUUGUUCAGAAAAGCCUCUUUUUUAUUGUGUAUAUACAUAUUUAGUGGCUUUUUAAUAUAUGAUUUUAUAAUAGAAAGACAACUGUGUGUGAUAUAAUUAUUUAUGUGAUUUUCUAAAAAUCUGGUAGUAAAUAUGAUAGAUAAGUGAAUUCAAUUUUAUACGUGUAACAAAUGAAUGAUUUCAACCACCUAUACUUUCAAAACAUAAAGGCAUUUGCUGUUCAAUGCAAUGUUUGUAUUAAAACAGACCAACUCCUGUAAGGACGUGGCUUGACAGCAAGCAACAUAUAAAGCAAUGGACUGUGGUUUGCUGAUUUUGACAUUUCCCAUACAGAUGAGGUCACUCACCCUCUCUUUGUCAGCAUUAUUAUAACGAUAAUAACCUAUAUGGGCAAUAUUCUAUUUAUAACCAAAGUCACAAUUUUAUAAAUACAUAUCUAAGCAUUAGUAACAGGUAGGACACAUUAAUAUCAAUCUUUUUUAAUGUAAAUAUGAUCUUCCAGUUUGGCCCCGGUCUUAGAGAUCCAAACUUGCAAAAAUACUCAUAUCUUAUAGUUAUGUGCUAGUAUAUGUUAUGUCUUCAUUCAUUGUCAGCACUACCUCAGACGCCUAAGUUAUAAUUUGUUUGCAUGACUCAGAAAAGAAUGACAAAAACACUCCAUUUUAGUCAAGCCACAAACUAAGUCUACAAAGAGAAAAUUACAAUUUUCAUGUAACCAACAAUCCAACUAGGUUUCAAGUAAUUAAAGCACAAAAUGGUGGCCCUUGAAAUUAUUUUAAAGUGUUUGAUUUUGCUUUUGGUGGUUACAUCUUACUCACUGUUUACUUGCUGUCCUCUUUUCUGGGGGAGAUCUGUCAAAUUCUUAAGCAGUCCCCAAGCUGCCCAUUCUUAUUUUUAAAAGAUUAUCUGAAAAAUUCCAAAACUGGACAUUAAUAUGAACUUUUGACUAGAAGUGAAAGGGAUGUCAUAUUAAAACUUAUUGCAUUGUGUAUGCGUAAAACUUUUAAUCAGUGGAACAAAAGCACUAAUUUUUCUAUUUCUUAAGGAGCCAUAAACCAAUACAUUUUAAUGACAGUGUAAAACAGUGAUAUGAAGAUCUAGGGCAUGUCUUAUGUACUAGUGAUGUUGUAAAAAUGUUUUCCUACAUAUUUGAAAUUAUUUUUGUACUGUAUGGUCACUGUAAAUGUAACAUAGAUGUAUUUAUUAGGUAGAUAGUGUGUAAUACUUAUUUACACUUCUUAUGAGAAUAUAUAGCACUUGACUGGACAGUAUAAGUAUGCAGUUUUCUGUGCAAUAAAUUAUUAUUAUUAUUACCAUUAUUAGAUGAAACUGUAGAUAAGAGUUUUUUACAAUCAUGGACUUAUUUGCUCUCGUAAGUUAAUUCCGUGCACAAAUGGCCUAGCACAAAGUUGAAGCACAAAUUAAGCCAGAACCUGAGCAUAUUCCCACUAAGAAAGGAAGCUGUGUUAAGGAGACAAAGAUAAGAGCAUAAGUAUUACUGGGCAUUCAAGUACUGUUGCAAUCACUUUGAAGUUGGGAAUUAAUUUUCUGCUUUUUUCAUGCAUGACGGAUUAAGUUUUGUAUCAGCCUUUGCUCUUAGCUGUAUUGCCAAUCAUUGCCAAUAUUUUGUUAAAUCUCAUGGUUGACGGUGGCUUUUUGUAACAAAGUAUGUUUAUUAUUCCUUACUGUACAUAUCAGUUUAACUUUUGUUACACUAAAAUCGUGUAUUGGACAUGUGAAAGGUAGCAUUGAAUGAAAAAAUGUUUUCUUACACAUUUGUUCUUUUCUUUGUUCAGCAUUAAUAUUUUUCAGUAAAAUGAGAAAUAUUUGUUCACUCUCAAAAACAGAUGGACUCCAAUUUGUACAAUAUUAACUUGUGUAUUUUGUAUAUUUAAGUAAUAAAUUUGAGUUUGCAUUGUAAA
Molecule: messenger RNA, 6898 nt
Organism: Lingula anatina
Lineage: Eukaryota; Metazoa; Brachiopoda; Lingulata; Lingulida; Lingulidae
Product: slit homolog 2 protein
Cellular component (GO): plasma membrane
Molecular function (GO): calcium ion binding; protein binding
Source: RefSeq, a predicted model, not a curated record